AUGAGCAACGCCAAGCGCCACGCCAAGGCGCCGACGCCCGUCGAGGCGCUCGACCACGUACAAGAGGCGAUCGUCAAGUGCUUGGAGACGCCCGACGACGUCGUCGCCUUCCUCGACGCGCUCUCGCCGGACGCCCUUUGCGAGCGGCUUGCCGCCUUCUUGCCACUGCUUUGCGAACCGGGCGACGACAUGUGGGACGCUGACGACGAGGCGGAGGCCCUCGUCCGGCUGUGGCCGAGCUUUGCUGGUCUGGACCACGUGCUCAUUGGCAUCCUCAAGUGGCUCAAGACAUCCCAGGAGGUGCUUGCCUUCCUUGAAGGCAUCGACACGCCGACGCUUGGCAAGCCGCUCGUCGCGCUUUUGCGACUGCUGCGCACUCCGCUGGACGUCAUGGAGGUUAGCGACGAAGAUUCGGCCCUGGACAAGCUGACGUUCGCGCCACCUGGCUAUAUGCCGUGGGACGUGAGCGUUUGCCCGGUCGGGUCGCUUGUCGAUACAUACGGGCACAAGCUGACGCACCUCAAGAUCGCCUACUAUUACGAAGAAGACGAGGACUUCAUGUGCUCGUUAUUCCGGCGGUGCACCAGUCUGGACGUCGUUCACGUCGAAAAUCCAUGCGACUUGGCCUUCGUCGCGGCGGUGACGACACCAGCGCACGCCGUCUCGUCGCUGAGCAUCGUAAGCAGUAAAGCCGCGGACGAGUGGGCUGCGGUCCUCGAGCCGUGGCUGCAGUCGGGCCACGCCAAGCACCUACGGUACCAAAACCUCCCAAUUCGUCAGCGACCCCGCGGCUUGAACGUCGGCAACGCGCGCAUCCUUGCCGCCGCGAGCGCGCUCUCGCACCUGACCGUGAUUUGCGACGGCGUCGAUCCACUGGUCGACGCCACUCCCAUGCGUUUCGAGAACCUCGAGACCUUGAACAUGUCUGUCGGGCAUGCCGGCCCCUUCCUCGGAAGCGUCCUCGAUCGCGUCAACCCAGCCGUGCUGACGUCGCUCACCAUCUUUUGCGAGGAUGACAUUGACUUCCUCCUCAAAAUGCUGCCAUGCUUCUUAGCCCUCCGAAAGCUCAAGAUUCUCGGUGGCGUUUUUGCCGAGGAUGCGCAGCCGCCAGCGGCCAUGGCGCGUCCGUUGGCACUGACAUCGCUGACGCUCCACGACGUUGAGAUCUCAGGCAGCUCGUUCCUCGCGCUGGAUGCGUUUCUUGCCAACGCGCCUCGCCUCGAGACGCUGUCGUUUGGGAGCAGCUACUAUCGGGGCGAGUCUGUCGCAUCGAUGUUGCCGGGCUGGAUCCGCAACGGCGUGCGUGAGAUCCAUCUCGCCGACUGCAAGUACCCCAAGGGCUUUGGGUCGCAAGUGGCCCGCGCCCUCUGCGGCAUGACGAGCCCAUUGGGCGUCACAAUCACCUUGGUCGGCAGCACGCUCAGCGACGAUGACUACGAGGCGCUUCUCGACGCUCUCGCGACGUGCACGGGUGUCGACCUCGUCUUGGAUCCGCACUGGCCGCAGCUGGCGAUCGAGGCGGCCAAGCGCAACCUUGCUCUCGACGGCAAUUUCAUUCUGAAGUACGACUUCGACGAGAUCCAGCCGUUCGAGAGCGAAGUUGACCUAGAAAAUAACUACGAUCCGCUGCCCAAAGGCCGUUGCGACGCCGUCCGCGUCAUGCGUCGUCCGUAG
Molecule: messenger RNA, 1674 nt
Organism: Saprolegnia parasitica CBS 223.65
Lineage: Eukaryota; Oomycota; Saprolegniomycetes; Saprolegniales; Saprolegniaceae
Exons: 2
Coding region: 1-1674 (557 amino acids)
Source: RefSeq, a predicted model, not a curated record